CGCCUCGUUUUGCAUGAUUUCAUCCGGGCACAGGCAAUUUUGGGGCGUCAGAAAACGUGCUUAGCAUGUGCUUUGUCUGCUAGCAGGCACACGUUUCCUUUCUCUCUUACCCUUCCGUUUCUUUCACGUCUUCUUAGGCCAACUCCUGAACAAUUGCAGCAGCGAGCUGCCUGAGAGAAGUUCAGACUUCAGAGCAACGCAUCAUGUGCUUGUGUUUUAUAUAGAAGAGCCAUUAGAGCUAAGUCAAAUCUAAAAAUUUUUCAGUUCAGGGGUCCUCUGGUCGGCGAACAAGGAGAUGUCCUGACGUGUUUAAAAGAAAAAGAUUCCAGCGACGGAAGAAAGUAGUGGGAAAGCUUUUGUAUGGCAGAUAUCGACUGCAGAUCUUACAUCUCGAAGCUCCGGUCAACACGGGCUUCGUAUUUCUUCCUGUGAAAGUGCCAGGCGCUGCACUCAAUGGUUAUUGAGAAGCCCCUACCUGCAAAUCGAUCACUGGUGCUACCCACCUUUUUGGAAGUGCCAACCAAUCUGCUGUUGGCCCUUCGUUUUCCUGAAUCCAUUUUCGGAGCUCAGGUUUCUUGUAUUCUCAUUUGGUAUACCAACCUUUAGAUUGGAUGUGGUAACUGCUGCUCUGCUUCUUCCUUUUCCUCUCUUCCUCCUCGAGUAGAAAGUUGGUAGUUGCAGGAUUUUAGAAAGGCGACAUGGAUAGUAGAUAUAUGGGAAUAGUUGCACAGGUAAUGAUCAUGGUGAUCAUAAUUUCUGUGAUGUUGUUGAGCUUCGGUCUUUGGGUCUUGGUGGUGAUGCAUUUAUCCGUGGUGGGUAGGGCCCUUGGGAAUGGGAUCAGAACUAGGAAUUUGCAUAGGAAAGAUGAUGAGCGUGCUGGGAUGGAUAUAGAUGAGUUACAGAGGCUUCCCUGGUUUCAUUUUGGGACAGGAGGGGAAAAGGGUGGCUCAACUGCUUGUGCUGUCUGCUUGGAAGGGCUUCAGAGAGGUGAUAGGUGCAGGUUGCUGCCCUUCUGCAGGCACAGCUUCCAUGUGCAUUGUGUUGAUCCAUGGCUGAUUCAGGUCUCAGUCUGUCCAAUCUGCCGGGCGAGCACGAAGCUGAAGAGGGAACGAGGUUGUGCACGGUGGGGUCGGUCCUUUGGGUGGGUGUUCUGACUUCUGAAUUGGAAUCGGCUCGACCUGUUGCAGUUGGAAACUGUAAGCACUCGAUGUCGUCCAUCAUCGUUUGCCUGCUAUAAUCCUCUGGUCUGUGCCAUCGGUUCUGAAAUGAACAUUUUGGUAGGUGUAAAUGGUAUCUGGUUCAUAAAUGGUCGUCUCAAACGCUUCCAUGCAAUCUACUUUUGCUUCUCUGUUUCCUGUAAUAGGCGGUUUAUGGCAAUUUGAAGCGUGCCUGGACAGAUUUAUAACAGGUUAAUCCAUGCAAAAGUAUGACUCCUAAGAAGGUUUGUGACAUCCACAUCCAAUGAAUUGCACGGUCUAUUCCUGUUACCAAAAGCAGUCCUAAUUUCUUCUUCUUCUUCUUUCUUUCUUUCUGUCAAUUUGCUACCCCUUUUUGGUUUGGCGAUAUUUAGCAAACUCUGAUUCUAUGGCCUUGAAAGUAUUGUUCCACCGACCAGACGCCAUGUACCAGGCAUAUGCUUCUUCAUAAAAGGAAAAUCAUGAAUCUGUAAGACCAAAGAUUCUUUGCUCUUGUGGUUUUCAUCAUAGUGCCCUCGUGAACCGUCCAUUUCUUACAACAUUUUCCAGUUUUGUGUAUCUCUGAAUCAUACUAUGGGAUGUUUGAAUCGUUUCGAUCGAUGUCAUCAAAUUGGUUUCGAGCAAUCAGACAAGUGGUAGCCUCGGCCACAAUACGAAAAAAAGAAC
This is a messenger RNA of Nymphaea colorata (pocket water lily), 1862 nucleotides long. Its product is annotated as RING-H2 finger protein ATL74-like. The coding region runs from base 699 to 1154 and encodes 151 amino acids. The record is from RefSeq and is a predicted model, not a curated record. The transcript has a single exon. NCBI's taxonomy places the organism in Eukaryota, Viridiplantae, Streptophyta, Magnoliopsida, Nymphaeales, Nymphaeaceae.